Messenger RNA from Wasmannia auropunctata (little fire ant), 1757 nucleotides. RefSeq lists its product as uncharacterized. The annotation marks the transcript as partial. NCBI's taxonomy places the organism in Eukaryota, Metazoa, Arthropoda, Insecta, Hymenoptera, Formicidae. The transcript has 7 exons. The record is from RefSeq and is a predicted model, not a curated record.
AUGUCAAAAAAGGGCGAAUUAGCGAAGAUAAAGUUGCAAAAACGUGUGGCUAAAGCAUCGUUAACAAGAUUCGAGACUUAUAUGAAUGAUGACAUAGACCCGGAAUCGUACGAAAUCGAAGAAGUGAAAAUAAGAUCCGCGAAACUAGACGAGGCGUAUGAAACAUUUACCGCGGCGCAAAUAGAAAUAGUUGCUAGUGAUAAUACAGCUUCAGAAGAAGAAAUAGCACUAGAAUCUGCAGAUAUAGAAGAUAAGUACAUAAGGUUGAAGGUAGCAGCUGAAAAGCUAAUAAAGGAAAAGUUGAAUACUAGCAUAAAUCACGGUGAGGCCGAACGAACGAUUAUAGAAGCGCGCGACAAUAUAAAUAACAAUGAAAGAUUGCAGAUACCGGCGUAUAACACUCAGGUUUAUUAUCUAAGAUCAUCCUUGGAAGGGGAUGCUGCAGAAGUCGUAUCGUCACUAGAAAUUUCCGGCAACAAUUAUGCGGGCGCCUGGGCCCUCCAGACAUUAAACAGACCCGCGGAUCAAUGGGAUGAUCUACUUAUACAUAUAAUAACUAGCAAAUUAGAUAUAAGAACGAUAAAGGAAUGGGAGGAUACGAUUAAUACUACUCAAGGUCCUAGUUUUACAGAGUUGAUUGAAUUUUUGAAAAGGAGAUGCCAAACAUUGGAGGCAGUGGAAAAGAUGGGAAGUAUUAAUACAACCAAUGCAUCAUCACGCCCAGGCAGUCACAAGGUAAAGGCUAAGGGUUUAUGUCUAAAUUGUUUGAGGGGUAACCACUUAAUAAAGGACUGUUCCUCCGGAAGUUGCAGGAUAUGCAGUAAACGACAUAGCUUUCUGUUACAUAUUGAAAAUCAGAAAAGUAAUUUGGAAUCAAAGGCAAGUCAUUCAAGUUCAGUAGAGUUGAAGUAUUCGAGUCAGGUAUUGUUAUCCACUGCUGUGGUAAAGAUAAAAGAUAAAGAUGAUCAGUUCGUAAAUGCAAGAGCGCUAUUAAAUAAUGGAUCGCAGUCAAAUUUUAUAUUGAGUUCAUUGGCUAAAAAAUUAAAGCUUGAUCUUAGGGAUUCACCGCUGGAAAUAAAGGGCAUUGGCCAACAGAUAUUUAAAGCAUUAAAGAUAGUAGAAUUGCAAAUGAGCUCUCAAUUUGAAUCCUUUACGCGGAUCCUCAAUUCCAUAUUCCAGCAGGAAAUAAAUUUGUUGAUAGGGGCUGAGAAAUUUUGGGACCUGCUGUGUGUAGGCCAAAUCAAAUUAGGUAACGGCAAGCCUGUACUUCAAAAAACGUUAUUAGGAUGGAUUGUUGCAGGUAAACUCGAUGUGCCCAGAAAUAAUCCGCUGAGCGCGUCUUGUUUUCUGAGUUGUAUACAGGAAUUGAACGAUACGUUAGGAAAGUUUUGGCAAAUCGAAAAUGUUCUAGAUGAUGUGAAAUUGCCUGUCGAGUUUGAACACUGUGAGGAGCAUUUCAAGAAAACGUAUAAAAGAAACCCGCAGGGCAGAUUCAUAAUUAAAUUACCGUUAAAGGAAGACGCAAUAUACCAUAUGGGGCAUAUGAAGGUAGUUAACGAUUCAAGGAAUACGGCGUUGAGAGUUUUGUUACCACAUCAGCCGGUAAUUAAUGAGUCCAGUGCCACUACAAAGGUUAGGGUAGUGUUUGACGCAUCCAGUAAGAGUAGUAAAGAGAUAUCGUUAAAUGACACUUUACAUAAAGGGCCCACAAUACAAUCAGACUUGUUUUCGAUACUAUUGAAAUUCCGAUGUUUUCG